AAGGUGACUAUUUACAUAUUGUAAAGUAAGUAAAAUUUAUUUAUAUAGAACUUUUCACAGAUAAGAAUCACAAAGUGCUUUACAAAAACAUUGCAUGACAAAAUAUACACACUCAUCUACAUAAUAAAACACAACAUAAAAUAAAUUAAACAAUAAUAAUAAUAAAUAAAAACAAAUGUGAAUCUUAAAUGACUUCAUAUUGACUGCAUAGUGGACUACACAAGUUAUAGAGAACAAUUAAUAAUUAGGGAAAUCUUUGGUAUCUGGUCUGCUCUACAUGACUGCAGCAAUAAAACAAAAGAAAGUGGUGGAAAUGUCAAAGGUCAUAGGUCAGAAAGAAUCCCAGCACAUUUGAUGGUUGUUGUCAAAUCAUGGUUCAUUACAGAUAGGAAAAUGGUUCAUUUGGACAAAGUGCUUGUUCAAGUGUGGCUAAAAAUAAAAAAAAAGCUACUAGUGUAAACCAGGCUGUGACUGUCAUGCCUGGCAAUAAACUGUAAAGAAACCGUAAACAUGAGGAGAGAGAGAGAGUAGAGGGAGUGUCCUUACUGUCUCGUGUAUGAAUGUGAGGGAGGAGACAGUGUGGAGGAGUAAAAGCACAGGAGUAGCGCGAGGAAUGCAGGGAGAGAGAGUAUAGUAACAGAGGGAAACAGUGGUCUGUUGGUGUAACAGAAUACAAUCAUCAUGUCAGGCUGUUCUGUAGUUUGGAUUGUACCUUUGCUCCUGGGUCUCAGUGCUCCUCUGGCCUGGAGUAUUGAUUUCAGGCACCAUGGAUAUGAGGAGAUGGUGCAAGUUCUGUUCGCCGUGCAGAGCCAAUGCCCUUACAUCAGCCGCAUCUACAGCAUCGGACGCAGUGUGGAAGGACGUCAUCUGUAUGUUCUGGAGUUCAGUGAUAACCCAGGCAUUCAUGAAGCAUUGGAGCCGGAGGGCAAGUACGUGGGGAACAUGCAUGGGAACGAGGUGCUGGGCCGUGAGCUGCUUCUCCACCUUUCUCAGUUCUUAUGUGACGAGUACCAAGCAGGGAAUCAGCGGAUCACCGAGCUCAUACACAACACACGCAUUCACAUCCUGCCCUCCAUGAACCCAGAUGGUUAUGAAGUAGCGGCCAUGCAGGGUCCAGAAUUUAAUGGUUAUCUGGUUGGCCGAGGCAAUUCCAGGGAAGUGGACCUGAAUCGUAAUUUUCCUGACCUGAAUGCACUCAUGUACUACAAUGAGAAGAACAACGGACCGACUCACCACCUGCCACUUCCAGACAACUGGGAGCAACAGGUUGAACCAGAAACUCUUGCAGUUAUUAAGUGGAUGCAAAACUACAAUUUUGUUUUAUCCGCAAACCUGCACGGAGGAGCGGUGGUGGCCAAUUACCCCUUUGACAAAUCCGGAGAGCCCCGUAUACGAGGCAAGUCUUCAUACACUGCCACUCCAGAUGACAAGAUCUUCAAAAAGUUGGCAAAGACUUACUCCUACGCUCACAGUUGGAUGCACAAAGGUUGGAACUGUGGAGACUACUUUGAGGAUGGUAUUACCAAUGGAGCAAACUGGUACUCCUUAUCCAAAGGCAUGCAGGACUUUAACUACCUGUACACUAACUGCUUUGAGAUCACUCUGGAGCUGAGCUGUGAUAAAUUCCCAUCUGCGAGUGCUCUGUCUGGUGAAUGGAUGGCCAACAGGGAGGCUCUGGUGUCCUACCUCGAGCAGGUUCAUCACGGCAUUAAAGGAAUGGUCUACGAUGAGAACAACAACCCCAUGAGUAAUGCAGAGAUCUCAGUGGCGGGCAUAAACCAUGCUGUAACCACUGGUGCGGAUGGAGACUACUUCCGUCUGCUUUUGCCAGGAACCUAUACUGUUACUGCCUCUGCAGAAGGCUACCAGACUUUCACCAGUACAGUCACGGUCGGUCCUGCAGAAGCCAUACAGUUACACUUCUAUUUGAAACCAGCACCAGUAGAAACAAACUUAAAUAUGAAGAACCUUCAAGACAAGGAACGAUUGUUUACUACCAAGGUUUCUUCUGUCAACCUCGGCCCAAGAUAAACAAGGACUCUUCUCUAUGAGAAAGGGAUGCAUUCUACAUCUAUCACUAACCACAACACUGAAUAUAUUUCCAGUGUACUUAGUGUGUUUUUACAGGGAGACAUAAAUCAAUAUUUAAAAAUGAUAUAUGGUAAGCGAUGACAUUCAUACAAGUCUCAGUUCCAAAAAAGUUAUUUCUAUAGUGAUUUUUACAAUAAACAUUGGCUUAAUGCAGCUUUACAGAAAUCCAGGUCUAAAAUCCCUUACUUAACAAUCCCUUAACAAUACUAGAGGAAGAGUGCCAAGACAAAAACACUAUAGUCAUAUAGAAAAAAGAGGAUUUCCUGAGAGGAACCACAAUUUACAUGUACCCAUGGUAGUUUGAAAAGUACCUUUGGGCAGCAUAGGGGAUAUUUAGAGUAAGUAAAUCAAACAAAUACUAAAUAGAUUUAAAAAAAAGAAAAAAGAUGAUGUAUGAAAACAUAAAUCUUUUGUUGUAUUAGAGGUUAAAAGUUAGCGCAGGAUAUAAAAUGCAAGUAUAUAUGAAAAGACAAUGUUUAAAGUUUCUAUUUUAUGGUAUUUUUUGGUAAAUGCUUAUUUUAAUAAAAAAAAGAUCAAGACGGGCGAUUUAAGAGUAGAAAUGCUGUGAAAUGAAGUAAGGCAGUCAUGUUGGUGUAUUUCUCAAUGAGCAGUUACACCACCUACAAUGCAUAAUAUCAUUAAAAUAAUCUAAAUGUUCAUAAAUAAUAAAUUAUGGUAUUUCUUGCCAAAAGGUAUUUCUGCCUCAAAGGUUUUAAAAUAGGCUGCAGGAAUAAAAAUUCAUACUGUUAAAAAUAUAGUGGCGUCCUGUCCGAGGUGUGUUACUGCACUGUGCCUAAAAUUAAGGUUGAGGUAGAAAAGACAUAUAAAAUUUAAACAGUAGGUAACUUUUACAGUGCCACAGAUAUAGUACAUGAGCACUUACAAUGUAACAGACUAAUUAAUUAAUCAUGAAUCAAAUACUGACCCAAAAUAAUAUACUUAAUAUGAUCUUAGACAUUAGUGUGAUUUUACUGCUAUAAACAAUCUAUACAUUUUACCUUUUACCUUUUUGGAAAUGUACAGAUAAUAAAACGAAGUGUUUCUGAACCCUUACCUGAAAUAACUGGCUUUUUGUACUCAUUACUGAUAAAUAAGAUAUGAUUAUCAUUUAAGUAAUAACAAAACAACAUAUUUUUUUAUAAACUAAUUGUCCUUUUAUAUCUUUACUGGAGGAAUCAUAUCUUUGGCAGGAAUCUAAGUCUACUUUAAAAUUUCUUACAUUAACAAGCUGGUCAAGCUGACCUGGCCAUUCCAAAAAACACGCUUUUAUGUGUGGCUUCUUUUUUAUCUUUUAGCACUGCUUGUUGUGCUCUUGGUGUAAACUGAGAGUAGCAGGAGUAACUAAAUUUUGUCUAUUUGUAGGUUUGUUUUAUAGUGAAUUAAUGAAUACAAGUCUGUAUGCAAGUACUUUUGUAGACUUUGCCAGCAUCAUGUGUGUUUCAUAAGAAAUAACAUCUACACAACCCACACCUCAAACUGCAUAUUAAUUAACUUUUGGAAAAAAGUCUUUAUAUAAUUGAUUUAUUACACCUGUUAACAAUGGCUGUGGCUGAAACACAUAAACUCAAAAAUGAGAAGGGGUGUCCCAAUAAUUUUGUCCAUAUAGUGUAGCUGUUCUUAUACACCAGAGGUCAGUAUUGUCGACGUGCACAUAAAAGUUUUGGAAAAGGACCUUUUGGCUCAGCAUUUAAUGUAAACCAUUUAAAAUAUCUUUAAAUAUUACUGUAUGAAGUAGAAGUAUUGUCUAAGCAUUUAGACAACAGUAGGAAAGAGUAAAAGAUAAAAAUAUUAUUAAAAUUUUAAAUUCUUUAGCUCUUUAUAUAAUUAUUUAUUUUAAACUGUACAGUGCUGUGCAGGGUUUUCUAUUACUUCUCCUAUAAUUGACAAACAGUUUGAACAAGUACUGUGUGACGAACAGGAAAAAGGAAAAACACACUGUAGAAAAGUUUAGGACAUGUUUCUGGCAACCGGAGUUUAAGGACAGGCCAUGCCUUGUUAAUAAUAACCCACCCCUCUUUUCUAUGGAACUAACAAAUAAGUCUGAACCAAAUAAAUGUAAAGCUAGAGAUAAAUAAUGUCUGAAUACAGUUUAAAUAUACUUUUAAUGUACUGUAUAACAAACAAUUUAAAAAUUAAAACUUUUUAUUUUGAAUUGUUAUUUCUGGUCUAAAAUAUGAAUCUAAUUUUAAAGCAAUAUGGUUUGUCACACUUAUUUCUAAUUAUUUGUAAUUUCUGGGAGAUGGCACGGUUGUUCAGUGGGUAGCACUGUCACCUCACAGCAAAAAGGUCCUGGGUUUGAUCCCCAGGUUUCCUCCCACAGCCAAAGACAUGCAAGUGAGGUGAAUUGGAGAUACAAAAUUGUCCAUGACUGUGGCUGACACUGAAGACUUGAACUGUUCUGUCAUGAAUGUAACCAAAGUGUGUAAAAUAUGACAGUAAAAUCCUAAUAAAUAAAUCAAUAAA
Molecule: messenger RNA, 4554 nt
Organism: Trichomycterus rosablanca
Lineage: Eukaryota; Metazoa; Chordata; Actinopteri; Siluriformes; Trichomycteridae
Gene: cpn1
Product: carboxypeptidase N, polypeptide 1
Exons: 9
Coding region: 682-2031 (449 amino acids)
Biological process (GO): protein processing; peptide metabolic process
Molecular function (GO): zinc ion binding; metallocarboxypeptidase activity
Source: RefSeq, a predicted model, not a curated record